Perkinsus marinus ATCC 50983 is the source of this 1498-nucleotide messenger RNA. RefSeq names its product translation elongation factor EF-1, subunit alpha,, putative. The transcript has a single exon. NCBI's taxonomy places the organism in Eukaryota, Perkinsozoa, Perkinsida, Perkinsidae. Gene Ontology annotation, biological process: translation. The record is from RefSeq and is a predicted model, not a curated record. Bases 41 to 1447 code for a protein of 468 amino acids. Gene Ontology annotation, molecular function: GTP binding; GTPase activity.
ACCCAAGCCUUUACAAGCUCCUCCUAGUUGGACUCACACUAUGGCUGGUGAAAAGACCCACAUGUCGAUUGUGAUCUGUGGUCACGUCGAUUCUGGCAAGUCUACGACUACUGGUCGCCUUCUGUUCGAGCUUGGUGGUGUUUCCGAGAGAGAGAUCGAGAAACUGAAGCAAGAGGCUGACCGCCUCGGCAAGUCUUCAUUCGCCUUCGCUUUCUACAUGGACCGCCAGAAGGAGGAACGUGAAAGAGGUGUCACUAUUGCCUGCACUACUAAGGAGUUCUUUACUGAUUCGUGGCACUACACUGUUAUUGAUGCUCCUGGUCAUAGAGAUUUUAUCAAGAACAUGAUUACCGGUGCCUCCCAGGCCGAUGUGGCUCUCCUCAUGGUCCCUGCUGAUGGUAACUUUGGUACCUCUAUCGCCAAGGGCAACCACAAGGCUGGUGAAAUCCAAGGUCAAACUCGUCAGCAUGCUCGUCUGAUCAACUUGCUCGGUGUUAAGCAACUCGUGGUGGGUGUCAACAAGAUGGACUCUGACGUUGCCGGAUACAAACAGGCCCGUUACGAGGAGAUCCGCGAUGAGAUGAAGAACAUGCUUGGCCGUGUUGGUUGGAAGAAGGACUUCAUUGAGAAGUGUGUCCCAGUGAUUCCAAUCUCUGGAUGGGUUGGUGACAACUUGAUCAAGAAGUCCACUAAGAUGGACUGGUGGAAGGGUGUUGAUGUUGUACGUGAGCCUGCCUCCAAGGAUGUUAUCCACAUCGAUACUUUGUACGAUGCUCUAGAGAAAUUCGCCACUGUUCCUAAACGUGUCACUGAUGCUCCUAUGAGAAUGCCCGUGUCUGGUAUCUACAAGAUCAAGGGUGUUGGUGAUGUGAUCACUGGACGCAUUGAGCAAGGGAUUGUCAAGCCCAACGAGGAUGUUAUCUUCUUGCCCACUCACACGCCUGCCACUCCCUGCUCUGGCAAGGUCUUCACCAUCGAGAUGCAUCAUAAGCGUCACGAGCAAGCUCUCCCCGGUGAUAAUGUUGGUCUCAACGUCAAGGGUCUGAUCAAGGAUAACAUGCCACGUGUUGGUGACGUUAUGAUCUAUAAGAAGGAUACCACCUUGAAGCACGUCCAGUCUUUUACCGCUCAGAUUCAGGUCUUGGACAUCCCUGGUGAAAUCAAGGUUGGCUAUUCUCCCAUUGCUUUCGUCCGUACUGGUCGUUCCGCUUGCAAGCUCGCUAAGAUCAAUUGGAAAGUCGGUAAAGAGACUGGUGGUAAGAAAAUGGAAGAACCCCACUCCCUCAAGUCCAAUGAGAUGGCUGAAGUUGUUUUUGAGCCCAUUCAGCCUCUUGUGGUGGAUUCCUAUAAGAACUGUGAAGGUCUCUCUCGUGUUGCUCUGAUGGAGGGUAACGGAGUUGCUAUGCUUGGUAAAUGUACCUCAACGGUCUCUAAGACGGUGAAGUAGAUGUCGGUUGAUGUAGAAACUAUUUGGUCUUUCUGGCCGAUGAGUUUUUUG